Messenger RNA from Manihot esculenta (cassava), 992 nucleotides. Its product is annotated as glutamine--fructose-6-phosphate aminotransferase [isomerizing] 2. The record is from RefSeq and is a predicted model, not a curated record. Gene Ontology annotation, biological process: UDP-N-acetylglucosamine metabolic process; protein N-linked glycosylation; fructose 6-phosphate metabolic process. Gene Ontology annotation, molecular function: L-glutamine:D-fructose-6-phosphate transaminase (isomerizing) activity; carbohydrate derivative binding. NCBI's taxonomy places the organism in Eukaryota, Viridiplantae, Streptophyta, Magnoliopsida, Malpighiales, Euphorbiaceae.
AUGAGCGUCCCAGUUACUUUGGAAAUUGCAAGUGACCUGUUGGAUAGGCAAGGGCAUAUAUACAGAGACUAUACUGCUGUUUUUGGUAGUGCAAUAGCCAGGCAUACACACUGCGGCGUUCAUAUAAGUGGGGCUGAAAUAGGUGUGGCGAGUACAAAGGCCUACACAAGUCAAAUAGUGGUGAUGCCCAUGUUAGCUCUAGCAUUUGCAGGUGAUGCAAUUUCUAGUCAACCAAGAAGACAAGCUAUAAUAGAUGGUCUAUUUGACUUGCCAAACAAAAUUAGAGAGGUUCUGAAACUUGACCAUGAAAUGAAGGAUCUUGCAAAACUAUUAAUGCCUGAGCAAUCACUUCUUGUGUUUGGGAGAGGAUACAACUAUGCUACUGCUUUGGAGGGUGCUCUAAAGGUCAAGGAAGUGGCACUUAUGCACAGUGAAGGAAUGCUUGCUGGUGAAAUGAAACAUGGUCCUUUAGCAUUAGUGGAUGAGAAUCUUCCAAUUAUUGUCAUAGCAACUCGUGAUGCCUGCUUCAGCAAGUAGCAGUCAGUCAUUCAGCAACUUCAUGCUCGUAAAGGUCGCCUGAUAGUGAUGUGUUCAAAAGGUGAUACUGCAUCUGUAUGUCCUGGCGAAUCCUGCCUAGUAAUUGAAGUCCCACAGGUUGAGGAUUGUCUUGAACCUGUUGCUAAUAUAGUUCCAUUGCAGGUUUCCCUAUUAUUAUUAUUUCACCUUGCACAAGUACGCAAUUGCAUUCAUACAUGUCCCUGUCAUUUAUUAAAUGAAUACCGGCACAAUAGAUCAAGUUAGGCUGGACUGCAGUCUGGUUUGGACUGUAAAUUGGACAGGAAUUGGCCCGCCAAAUCUGGAACCGGACUAGUCAACUGGUUCUGGUUAUUAAAACGGACCGAGACUGCUUACUAGGGGGCCAGUUAUGGUCCCCCUCUUGAACCAGGACUGGAAACGGCCCGAUUUAAAUUUUUUUCUUGUUUUAAAUUAUA